Messenger RNA from Parnassius apollo (apollo), 6342 nucleotides. NCBI's taxonomy places the organism in Eukaryota, Metazoa, Arthropoda, Insecta, Lepidoptera, Papilionidae. The record is from the annotation of a GenBank genome assembly.
AUGAACAUUCCCGACAUUCCUGAGGACAUCAAAAAACUGCGUGCGCUGCAGAUCGCGGACUUCAGCAGCAAUCCGAUCCCGCGGCUGCCGGCCGGCUUCAGCCAGCUGCGAGCGCUCACCGUGCUCGGCCUUAAUGACAUGUCGCUCACCAGCCUACCGAGCGACUUUGGAAGCCUGAUGUCAUUGCAGUCCCUCGAGCUGAGAGAAAAUUUACUCAAAUCUCUGCCGGAAUCGCUAAAAAACCUAACAAAGUUAGAGAGACUAGAUUUGGGCGAUAACGAGAUAGAGGAGCUGCCAGGAUUCAUCGGUGAAUUGCCAGCACUCGAAGAGCUUUGGUUGGACCAUAAUAAACUGCAAUAUUUACCUCCGGAGAUAGGCAACUUGAAGGCGCUCGUUUGUUUGGACGUCAGUGAAAACAAGUUAGAGAAACUUCCUGAGAAAAUUGGAGGCCUUUGCUCUUUGACCGAUUUACAUUUGUCACAGAACAUGCUCGAAACUGUACCGGAUGGUAUCGGAGAUCUAUCUAAGUUGGCUAUACUUAAGUUGGACCAGAAUCGAUUGCACACUUUAAACGAAAAUGUUGGAAGGUGUACAAAUCUACAAGAGCUUGUUUUAACGGAGAAUUUUUUAACGGAACUGCCAAAAUCGAUAGGGAAUCUCAAUGAGCUGACUGUAUUGAAUGUGGACAGGAAUUCUUUAGCCGAAAUACCUGUGGAGAUAGGCAAUAUGACGUUGCUUGGUGUCUUGAGCUUGAGAGACAACAAGUUGAGCAAGCUGCCAAAUGAACUGGGCAACUGUAAAUCAUUGCAUGUUCUAGAUGUAAGCGGUAACAGGUUACAGUAUCUGCCAUACACACUCGUCAACUUGGAACUGAAAGCGGUGUGGCUGUCAGAAAAUCAAGCGCAACCUCUAUUGACCUUCCAAACCGACAGAGAUGAAACGACGGGGGAGAAUGUUCUCACUUGCUUCCUCUUGCCGCAGCUCAGUUACACGCAGCAGCCGGAGUUGGAUCACACAUCAGAGGUCGGCAGUGUAACCUGGUUCAGGGAUCACAGAUUUAAUUCACAGUCACAAGAGCUAGAUAGGAUAAGAGAAUCAAGCGUAUCCCGUGACCGGGAUUCUGACGACGAUUGGGAAGAGAAAGAAGCGUCGCGAACGCAUUCUGUCAAGUUCACGGAAGACGUAUCAGAAGCUAGAGAGACUCCAUUUGUGCGACAAAACACGCCUCACCCGAAAGAGCUGAAACUUAAAGCCCACAAGUUGCUCGCGGGACGAUCGCCCGAACAGAAUCAGCAAUCUGCUACACAUGAAGCUCCUACCACGAACGGAAUGGUCACAUCGCCACUCGAAGUUACGCCUACCACAGAAACACUCGAACCUGUUGAAACUCAGUCACCACCAGAAGUCACAAAAGAUGAAGAGAACGAUCAUCAGACGCAAGAAAGAGAAUCAUCGGAUGGCGAAAAUGAUGAAAAUGAGGACUCUGACGAAUUAGAGGCGAUAAAGAAACGCGAGCAACAAGAAGAACAUAAGACUGAUGAAGAGGAGGCCGUGGAUGACGUGCUCGAUGGUGAAUCAGUGUCUGAACGCGCUGACAGCGAAGCUCGAGUAGUGAGCGAGCAUCGCUGCAUAGAAGUGCGCAUAGCGCGCGCCGCUGGCGGCCUCGGCCUCAGCAUCGCGGGCGGCCGCGGCUCUACGCCGUAUGUUGGCGAUGACGACGGCAUCUUCAUAUCACGCGUCACCCCCAACGGGCCUGCAUACAUGGCCGGACUAAGGGUGGGCGACAAAGUGCUAUCAGUGAAUGGUACUUCCGUGGUAGACGUCGACCAUUACUACGCUGUGGAAGUACUAAAAGCGAGCGGACCUGUUCUUACACUAGUCGUAACUAGAGACUCGCCUAAUUCGACCAGAACGCACAGUCGGGCGCCGAGUGGAGCGAGCCAUCAUUCUGUGUCCAGUACGACCGACACCGUAUCCACAUUAGAAAAUGGACAGGUACCCACUGGUCGAGGAAUCAUGGCGAAGCCUCUCAUCAUCAGCAACCAAUACGCGCAAGAGUUCGAGCCCGAUCAAAAAGAUCUCGCGCCUAACCACCAAAAGACUGUGGUAUCUCCAACUUCAAACUUCAGCCCCUCGCCAACCGGGCAGGUGACUACGAAUACGUACCAACGGUUACAGGUGUCACCGCCGCCACCGCAAACUCAACCUUAUGUUCCACCAGUGUACCAACAAAAGGUACUUGUCCACACGACGCUGAUCCGCGACGGAGCGGGCCUCGGCUUCAGCAUAGCGGGCGGGAAGGGCUCCCCGCCGUACAGGGAGGACAGCGACGCCAUCUAUAUCUCGCGCAUAUCGCCACAAGGUGCCGCCGCGAAAGAUGGCAAGAUGCAAGUCGGGGAUAAAGUCGUGUCCAUUAACGGCGUGGAUAUGGAAAACGCGCCACAUGAAGCUGCUGUCGCCGUACUAACUGGCCACGAGCGCUUCGUAAGACUAGUCCUGCAGCGGACUAUCACCUCCGAACAAGCCGACACUAUCUCGAGGAAAUCAAUUUCGGAAGAAAUGAGAGAGCACAAAACGAGCUUGACGAACGUCAAAGUUGCUCCAGCACCGAAGCCCAACCACGUGACCGAGCCGCUGAUCGGAAACCAUACAGCACCGAAGCUUACACACACCACGACAGUAAAGCCCACGGUCAUCGCAAAUGCACCAACGAAUGUGCCCGUACAGACGUCCGCACAUGCUCAACCACAGGUGCCCGUAAACGUGCCCGCACCGGCGACACAAACUUUCACAAACGCGGUUCCACCCCAACCAGCUCCCAGGAGAAUUAGCCAAACUCAAACCAAUGGACAGGCGGGAACAAAAUCGACAACUAACAGUACGAGCACGCCUUUAACUCCUGGCGCCAAUAAAUUGCACGGCUCUAACGACGAUGUUUUCGACGAUAUACAGCCGUCGCGGCCGAUCACGAACGAGGAGUUCCAAGCGAUGAUCCCGGCGCACUUCCUGGGCGCGCCGCGCGCCGCCGAGCUGCCGCCGGAGCGCGGCGUGCGCGUGACCGUGCAGCGCGCGCCGCGCCCCGCCGCGCCCGCUCUGCCGCCGCCGCCCACCGCGCUCGGCCGUGUCACCGAGACCAUCACCAAGUCCACCUUCACCGAGCCCACGGUCACGCGCGUCCCCGACAACCCCCUCGUCGCGCCGCUAAUCGCUGAAGAUGUGACAUUGUUGAAAGAAGGCGGUUCGCUUGGGUUCAGUAUUAUUGGCGGUACUGAUCAUUCCUGUGUACCCUUUGGAGGCAAAGAACCAGGAAUUUUCGUUUCACAUGUUGUCCCCGGCGGUGUUGCCGCACUAUCAGGCAAACUCCGCAUGGGCGAUCGUUUGCUGAAAGUGAACGGCACGGAGCUGUCUGGCGCGACCCAUCGCGAAGCUGUACAACUUCUACUGCAGCCUGGACCCACCUUAACACUCACAGUGCGACACGAUCCACUGCCGCCAGGCUUCCAGGAGUUAACGAUAAUAAAACAAGAAGGAGAAAAGUUAGGAAUGCACAUCAAGGGAGGUCUAAACGGACAACGCGGAAAUCCGAACGAUCCGAACGAUGAAGGCGUCUUCAUAUCCAAAAUUAACAGUGGCGGAGCGGCCAGGAGAGACGGUCGACUCAAGGUGGGCAUGCGCCUGCUGGAGGUGAACGGCGCGUCGCUGCUGGGUGCCACGCACGGCGAGGCGGUGAACGCGCUGCGCGCCGCCACGCUGGCGCCGCUGCACCUUGUCGUAUGCCACGGCUACUCGCGCCCUGAUAAGUAUACCACUGGUAGCGAGAGCGGAACGGCGGACACUGGCGGCUCUCUUUCUCACUCAACGUCGAGCCUGGACAGGGAUGAAACCUUGCACCAACAACAACAGGAGCAACAAUUCCAUAAGGAUCUAGUUGAGUAUGAACAAGAGAAACAAGUCGCAGUAGAAAGGGAAAAAUCCACACCUGAAAAGGUAAUGGAUAUUGUACACGCGGUGGAAAGUAUCGGCUUGGAACCGGCACCGCCUACAUCGCCGGAGCCGCAACAUAAGACCACCACAGUCGUCAUGUCCAAACACACGCUACAACCUCAGACGCCUAGUUCACAAGAGGUGAGUCCGUCGCCGCUGGCUGUGUUCACACAGCAGAAAGUGAAGACGCCGCCCCCUCCGGCCACGCCCACUUCGCUCGUCGCGCCGCCCACAGAAGCCACGUCCUCCGCGCUCAUUCCGCCUGCAACGCCCACAACGUUGACUAAAUUCAACGACGGCACGUCAGUGGACGCGCCAGAAGUUUCGCAACAAAUCUCUCGGCCGUCCCACCCGCCGCCGCCUCCCCCCACCAAACAGAAACCGCAAGUGCCGCGGAAACCGAACAUGAAGCGAGUUAGUUUCACCAGCGAUCACUACACCGACGAACACGAACGACACUCUUUGUCAACAAACGAAACAGACAUCACCCCAACCCCACCGCUUGUGGAAAUGCAUGACAAUCCCCCGGAGAAACCGCACGCUACGACUAACGAUGCAUGCUCGGGGAUGCGUAGCUCUAUACUAAUACAAAGUCAACCGCUGCAAACCGAGGUGGCGGUCACGAAACCGGUUCCGAAGGCGGCUUUGGUGCUCCCCGAGGACUUUAUCAUCCCCCCUCCGCCUCUGUUCGAUACUAACGUAAGUCAAAGUCAGUUAAUAGAGCGGAACGAGUGUGAAGUCGAUGUGCCACUCAUCUCUGUGAUACCCGAGCGACUUGUGCUACCCGAGCCGGUUGUGGCCGAAACAACCAUGCAGUCGUCGAAUUCGACCAAUUCCCCCGAAUCUGAAUUCCCUCCCCCCGUAAACUACGCCGCAUUUCCAGCGCUAGUGCCGUCCGCUGAUGAGCGACCUCGUACAGUAAUAAUUUCUGAAGUGCCUUCCUAUCAAGUCUUCCGUAAUGCUGAUCUUCCUUCAAUUGACACUGAUGAAUAUUAUAAUGAAUUGUCGGCCAGUCCCGAUGGGGAGCCCGAACCGCCUGAAUUAUUACAUGUGCAGUUAAAAACGCUUCCAACAGUUUCCCAUAUACCUAAUUCCCCUUGCAAUUUACAUCCCAAUUUGUGCUAUUACGAAGAUGGUCAGAACGCUAAUCAAACAGAAUAUGCCUCGCUUAGAGAUCUAAGAAUUAAAAGUAUGCCAUUUAAUAUGGCGCAUUCCACAACGUAUCCGUCCAGUAAUCCGUACCCAUCGCUGACGACAGUCGCCGGUACAUAUAAUCCUUACACCCAGCCUCUGCCUGUACGUGUCUCUAAUCAAACAGAUACUACGUAUAGUCCAAAUGUAACCCAUUCAAAUAUCUCCCCGUCAGAAAAAGAUAUGAAUGCAAAUCUCACACAUGCAGUUCCUCCCAUACAUAUUGGCGACAUGCCUAAAAUUAUUCAAUCAGAGAGAAGAGUCCAUUUCGGCGAAGUGACGACUGCGUCUGAAUCUGAUAGAUUGUCGAACACUUCGGAGCCUGCGAGGGAAGGAAGUUCCUCGCCCGCAUCUACCCUGAAACCCGCAUGGAGCAGCAAAAUCAAAUCCUUCGCCAUCGGCGAGGCUUCCCCACCUCAUUCUGGUAAUUUUGUGAAAGCUUCUGUCAGCGAUAAGAAAAAGUUCUUCGAAAAUGCAAUGGAAGAAAGUCACAAGUCAUCGCCUAGACCAGAAAAAGUUUUCACGUUUCUGUCAGCGGAUGAGGUGGAGAAAAUGAAGCAAGAAGAGGAGAGAAAAAUGGCGUCACUUUCACGCGCAGAUCUCGGCUCGUGGUCACAAGCGGAGGACCGGCAGAGCGGAGACAGCUCGCAUUCAGAUGACGAACCUUACGAGAAUGGCCAUAGUGCUAGGGCGGGUGGCGUCAGUCCGUCGGCGAAGUCGCAGCGCAGGCGAGCGGCGCGCGAGGGCGGCGACAGCGAAGACCCGCAGGCGAGAGCCGCGCGCCGAGCGGCCUGGAGAGCCGCGCGUUUACGAUCUUUAGAACAGGAGGCCAUUGAAUCACAGAAAGUUAUUAAAAGUAUGGUUGGCCCAGCGAAUGACAUCAUAGGAGAUGUGCCAUUGCGAGAAAAAUCUCCUUCAGAGGUGGAGACGACGCAAGAGAAAAUUUUAUCGUUGGAACUAACAAUGAGUCCGAGCAGUGAAACUGCACCAACUGAUCUCGAAGGCAACGCAGUCAGUCUGGGCGAGGGCGAAAUUGGGGAGGAUUCCCUACAGCCUGAUAUUGUACAAGUCGUGAAUCCACUACUAGACGGUGGCGUUGGAAGAGUCACCGCUAUACCAGUAGGGCCGGCACAUCGACUCACUGCGUACACAGAAAAACCACAAUAA